This is a messenger RNA of Lecanosticta acicola, 973 nucleotides long. The record is from the annotation of a GenBank genome assembly. NCBI's taxonomy places the organism in Eukaryota, Fungi, Ascomycota, Dothideomycetes, Mycosphaerellales, Mycosphaerellaceae.
AUGUCAAAGCGACAGCUACGCUCUGACACGGCAGGGGCAACAGCUCUGGCAACAGAGCUGCCGCUGUCAAAGAGGCAGAAGAAGGUCGCCCCGGUUCGCUACUUAUGCUACGCCUGCGACGAGGAGAAGGCCGCGGGAUCUUUCCCCGAGUAUAAUCCGAGUAGCGAGUGCGAUCACUUGAUUCAUACAUGCAAGGUACGUGCAGCGAAUAUGACCUACCAUCAUUGUAUCUAGAAUAUACUCUAAUGCGUCACAGAAUUGCCUCAAGCAGUGGGUGAACACCCAAAUCGAGGAAAACCUUUUCAUUACUGGCGGCGAAGACGGCAAGGCCUACGGAAUCAAGUGCCCGCAGUGCGACGAACUUAUGAGGAACAUCAACAUCGAGCUGGCGACAACCAAGAAAUUUCACCAACUUUUCGAGGAGCGAGAGCGUCACCACUUCGCCGAGAUUACCCCAGGAUGGCGAUGGUGUCUGGCUCCAGGCUGCCGAGCUGGCCAGAUUCACAAGAAAGUAGAGGCAAAGGAAGAGGCCGAGAACAAGGAACACCAGGAGACCAAGGAACAUUCCAAGCCAAAGCGGAAAGGAAAGAAGACUCUGUGGCCAUUCAGCAAGAAAACGGACUCCCAGGUGAAGACGUCGGAGUCCGCGGAGGAUAUCGAGAAGCAGGCGGACAUCUGCACCUGCAAUGACUGUGGCGCCAAAGCCUGCGUGAGUUGCGACCGCCCUUGGCACACGAGCGAAACCUGCGAAGCGUAUCAAGCUCGCAUCAAGGACCGAAUGGAUGAGGAGGAUCGCACAUUGAAGGCUAUUGGGCGCCUGUCGAAGAAGUGUCCGGGAUGCCAGAAGAACAUUGAGAAGAAUGGAGGUUGCCCAGCCAUGCAUUGUUCUGCCUGCAAUGUGGGUUUCUGCUGGAUGUGCCUCUCGAUCUUCGACAACGGCUACUGCAAGUGCCAUCCACGGCCACAGAGAUGA